This is a messenger RNA of Pelodiscus sinensis (Chinese soft-shelled turtle), 3238 nucleotides long. Lineage: Eukaryota; Metazoa; Chordata; Testudines; Trionychidae. The record is from RefSeq and is a predicted model, not a curated record.
AGCAGAAUGGGCUGUAGUUUAGUGAAAUAGGAAAGCUGCAAAACAGUGUGGAGUGUUCCUAUUGUAAAUAAAAGAAAAAAAAAGUUUCUCAAGUCACAGCUCUACAACCUUGAUCAAGUACUGGCACUGGAGUGUGUGCUUUACAAAAAAACAACACAUUGGACUUUACUGUGCUGCAUUAACCCCCUAUUCCUAUUGUUUGUAUUUUUUUCAAAAUAUGGCAAAGGUUCAGGUGAACAAUGUAGUGGUGUUGGAUAAUCCUUCGCCUUUCUACAAUCCUUUUCAAUUCGAAAUCACGUUUGAAUGCAUAGAGGAUCUGUCUGAAGAGUUGACUUGGGUAAUGGGAUAUGUGGGCUCAUUGAAAAGCAUGGAAUAUGAUCAAGUUUUAGACUCCGUUUUAGUAGGACCUGUUCCUGCAGGAAGGCACAUGUUUGUAUUUCAGGCUGAUGCUCCUAAUCCGGGACUUAUUCCAGAUGCAGAUGCAGUAGGUGUAACAGUUGUGUUAAUUACAUGCACCUACCGAGGCCAAGAAUUUAUUAGAGUCGGCUAUUAUGUAAACAAUGAAUAUACUGAAACAGAAUUGAGAGAGAAUCCUCCAGUAAAACCAGAUUUCUCUAAGCUACAAAGGAAUAUUUUGGCAUCUAACCCCAGAGUCACAAGAUUCCACAUUAACUGGGAGGACAACACUGAAAAACUGGAAGAUGCAGAGAGUAGUAACCAAAAUCUACAGUCACUUCUUUCUACAGAUGCAUUACCUUCAGCAUCAAAGGGAUGGUCAACAUCAGAAAAUUCAUUAAAUGUCAUGUUAGAAUCUCAUAUGGACUGCAUGUGACUGCCAUCGUUUUGAUACUAUACAUGUGUUAAGCUAUAAAAACAACCAGAACUAUUUGCCUGAAAUUCCUUAAGUACAUAGUCAACAAACAACAUGAAGAAAUUGUUUUAAAACAUCCUGUAGAAAGUUUGUAAGAAAAAAAACAGUAUUUGAGCAAAUUGUGGAAUAUAAAUACAACUAUUUUUAAGUAGUUCUUUUUUCUCUAAUGUGUUAUUUUAUUUGCUCUAAACUGAAUCUGAUUAAAGCAUAUAUAUUAUUUUUCUCUUUCUCUGUAAAUACAAUUAAAAACAUAGAAAACAGAAAGUUAAAAAUGCUCAAGCACAGAUGGAAUAGUGAGGACUUUGGCUCAUCGCUAAUAACAAUAAUGCUGAAUACAAUUUCAUUGUCCUUUAAUAACAGGUUGUCUUUCGACAAAAUGCAAAGAAAGGGGGGAAGUGAUCUUUACAAAAUAAUCCUAAAAUGUCCUCUACAGUGAAAAUAGCACAGUACAAUUUUAGGUGCAAAUGUCUAUGCCUUUCAAGGCACAUACUUGUUACUUAAAGCAUGCAAUUUGAGAUCUACCAUCUGCUAUCUGGGAUUUUAGGAUGUGACUUUUUUUAUCUCCUGCUGCUAUUUAGUCGUGUCAUAUAAGUCUGUUAAGAACAAUGUUUCAUUUGGAGUAGGCGGGCACAGCAAAGAACUCUCUUUCAACCAUGCUAAUAGCUUGCACAAUUGGUUGAAAGGUUUCAAGCAAUUACAAAGUUUUUAAACUUCAAAAGGAAUAGCAUGAAUACUUACUAAGAAAAAAACUGCUCCCCGUAGGAUUAUGAUGUUUUAUAAAAGCCUUUUUAUUCAUGUAGUCUGUUUAGAUACUUAAUAACAGGUUGAAGUGCUUCAUCCUACCAUAGCUUCAUAAAACACCUUGGGCUUAAGACAUUUAUGUACACAAUUUUAUUAUUUUUGUAUUGGAUGAAUAUUUCCUCAGUGUACAAUACAAAACUGUAUUUAGGAAGAACUCACUGAGGCUGUAUGCUUGAAGAUGGACUGGAUGGCAUUAGUCACCCUGCUGCCCUGACAGAAUAUGGCCCCAUCUCAUACUAGUAUCCAUUAUGAUGAGUAGAAAAACCUCUGUGAAACAAGUUCAUGUAAGGUGAAGGCCAGAGAAGAGAAAUUAUGUCCACUACGAACAGCUUCUCAAAAUCUUCAGAGAAGUAAUCUUUCCUUUCUUCCAGAACAAUGCAAUAGAGUGCCUGACACUCCUGAUAUCAAUGCUUGAGACAGGUCACCUCUCCAUCCUCACACUCCUAGGCAAAACCAUGCAGCACAUAAACUCCAACAUCACAGAGCACCUGCCAAUAUGGUGGAUUUUUCACAACUGGUCUUCAGGCCAAGGCAAAGUACAGAGUCAGCCCUAGUGACACUAAAACAGAGGGAGCAGCUAGAGGCUCUCUCUCUCAGUCCUGAUGCUACCUGACCUCUAUGCAACUUUAAUUACAGCUAACCUGAUACAUGACAGCUUGAGUGGACAAGGCAGGGCUACAAAUCUAGCACCGAAAAGUGAUAACAGGAUAACCUACUCUUCCCACCAACUAGCCCUCAUCUGUAGAGUCCCAGGGGGAUCUAUGCUAUGUCCCCCUCUCUCCUCAGUAUCUACAUGGGACACCAAUAAAUCAAUGACACCUUGUUGUGCAUUUCUGGAUGCAGCUAAUCACCAUCACAAGGAUGUCAUAUGCCUCAUAGAAAUGACUUGUAUGAAAAGGAGUUAUCCUAGCAGACAAGGUAGCAUUGCUGAUGUAUAACUCCCUCUUUUACCUUUCAGUUCGCUAGGAAACUUUGUCCCUAUCUCCUAGGUAAAAAUAUGAUCAUAUCCACACAUGUGUCAUCUUCAGACUGAAAAGAACACAGCUCACUGUAUUUGGAUCUAAAGAUAGCAGGAAGGUGGAGGCCCCAAAUCAUACCUAAUAUGGUUACUCUCACUCCCAUUGUAAUAAGCUGCUGUGAUCCAAAUACUCCACUAGUUUGCACGGACAAUUCAAGACCUUAAUCAUGAUCUUCAAUGUCAUUGGUAGAUCAAGACCAGCUACAUUAUAUAUUACAUCUGCAUUCAUAACCUACUCAGACAACUUUUAUGUAGCACAAUGUACCUCAAAAACCCCAUAAAGAAUGUGUGAGCUUGGGGACACCAUAUUCUGGUGCACAGGUAGAGCUCUGCACUGUCACAAAAUCUGUCUGCGUCUCUAUCUGCACAAAUGAGCUGCAGAUAUCUGCAUCCAUAUGUGCAGAUUAAGGAUGUUAGAUUUUGAUAAAUCAGCUAUUUGAGUAGUCAAUGGAAUUUCCAUCGACUACUAGAUUAGGCAAUAAAGAGGGCGCACCCUAUCCCGCUGCACCUCUCCCUUUGAAAUGCCCAAGAGUCGCUUGUGGCGCUUG